This is a messenger RNA of Syngnathus typhle (broad-nosed pipefish), 3780 nucleotides long. RefSeq names its product retinoic acid receptor gamma a (gene rarga). Gene Ontology annotation, biological process: retinoic acid receptor signaling pathway; cellular response to corticotropin-releasing hormone stimulus; regulation of transcription by RNA polymerase II. The coding region runs from base 305 to 1834 and encodes 509 amino acids. Gene Ontology annotation, cellular component: nucleus; transcription regulator complex. The record is from RefSeq and is a predicted model, not a curated record. The transcript has 9 exons. NCBI's taxonomy places the organism in Eukaryota, Metazoa, Chordata, Actinopteri, Syngnathiformes, Syngnathidae. Gene Ontology annotation, molecular function: nuclear glucocorticoid receptor binding; nuclear receptor activity; zinc ion binding.
CUCUGUUGUUGUCUCCUUCACCGUCAAAUCCGCUGCUGCGUCGGCCUGUCUGCCUGUCAAUCACUCGCUGGCUCCAAUCUCAAACUUGUGGACGGACGGGGAAUGUUGAAACCGGUACAGUUGCAGUCGGAAGAAAGAAAAGAAACGGGAUGUUUGCACUCAAGAGGACUUUGCAGUCGCCCCACUAAAGAAGAAGACAGCCGGCGUCCUCACUUAACCGUUCUCCUGCUUCCCUUGGACUUGAGCGGGGAUUUUACCGAGCACGUCGCCAUCCACCCGCCGGUCGCCGGGCCCGCCGGUCGCCAUGGCGACCAACAGAGAACAGCAGGUGGGCCACAUGACGGGCUUCCCACCUGCCGUCUACCCCUUCGCCUUCAACCCCAUGAGAAGCCACUCCCCCUUCGACCUGCUGGCCAACGGCAGCCUUUUCGGAAGAUUUGGCGCCGACCUGCCCAAAGAGAUGGCCGCCCUCUCGGUGGAGACCCAGAGCACCAGCUCAGAGGAGAUGGUACCCAGUUCUCCAUCUCCACCUCCCCCACCUCGUGUCUACAAGCCCUGCUUUGUGUGCCAGGACAAGUCCUCGGGGUAUCACUACGGGGUCAGCUCCUGUGAGGGUUGCAAGGGUUUCUUUCGCCGCAGCAUCCAGAAGAACAUGGUGUACACGUGCCACCGGGACAAGAACUGCCAGAUCAACAAGGUGACGCGCAACCGCUGCCAAUACUGCAGGUUGCAGAAGUGCUUUGAGGUUGGCAUGUCCAAGGAAGCGGUACGCAAUGACAGAAACAAGAAGAAGAAGGACGUGAAGGAGGAGGUGGUGCUCCCCGAGAGCUAUGAGCUCAGCGGAGAGCUUGAGGAGCUGGUCAAUAAAGUCAGCAAGGCUCAUCAAGAAACCUUCCCGUCGCUCGGCCAACUGGGGAAAUACACCACCAACUCCAGCUCAGACCACCGCGUCCAGCUCGAUCUGGGUCUGUGGGACAAGUUCAGCGAGCUCUCCACCAAGUGCAUCAUUAAAAUUGUGGAAUUUGCCAAACGGCUGCCGGGUUUCACCAGCCUCACCAUCGCCGACCAGAUCACCCUCCUCAAGUCUGCCUGCCUGGACAUUCUGAUGCUGAGGAUCUGCACACGCUACACUCCGGAACAGGACACCAUGACCUUCUCCGACGGGCUGACUCUGAACCGGACUCAGAUGCACAACGCUGGUUUUGGACCGCUGACCGACUUAGUGUUUGCCUUUGCCGGCCAGCUUUUACCCCUGGAGAUGGAUGACACCGAAACCGGCCUCCUCAGCGCCAUCUGCCUCAUUUGUGGAGAUCGUAUGGAUCUGGAGGAGCCUCAGAAAGUGGACAAGCUGCAAGAACCUCUGCUGGAGGCGCUAAAGAUUUACGCCCGUCGCCGUCGCCCCAACAAGCCCCACAUGUUUCCCCGCAUGCUCAUGAAGAUUACGGACCUCAGGGGCAUCAGCACCAAGGGUGCGGAGAGAGCCAUCACCCUGAAGAUGGAAAUCCCAGGACCGAUGCCUCCUCUGAUCAGGGAGAUGCUGGAGAACCCGGAGGCUUUCGAGGACCAAACGGAACGCAACGACAGCCCGCCGCCGCCGGCGCCACCACCCCCGCAACCGGCCCCCGCCCUCGUGCUGAAGCAGGAAGUCGAGGACGAGGACGACAGCUGGGCCGCAGAGAACGGCAGCGAGCCGUCGCCGGAGGAGGAGGAAGAGGAGGAGGACGACGACGAAGAGAGAGACAGGGCCUCGGACAGCGAUGGCGAGCAGUGGGGGGUUCUGGAUGCCAUCGAUUUAGACGGCAACAUGAAAGGCCUUGUACCGAGGGCUCAAUGAACACACCAUUUCAUACACAAGCACUGAUUGAUGAUACACACACACACACACACACAGACACACAAGCAUCAAGAUCACGCCACUCCAUCUCCGACCUUAAUAAAAAGCUGGCCUUCCAUCCCCCCCCCCCCCCCCCCCCACGUCCUCCAUGGCGGAGUUGAGAAGCAUUAAAGUGUGGCCCACAUGCUCCAUGACAAAUGAACUCCAGACACAUCGAGCCAAGGAGAGAUGACCGUAAAACAAACACACGCCCGCACAAACUCUUGUCAAGGCCAAGCGGGAUGUUCCAUGACAAAAAGAAGCAAAGCUCUCAUGCCAUACACACACUUGUGUUUGUGUGUGUGCGGACAAAUGCACAUUUCUCAAACACGAGUGAGUACAAGGCAAAACCAAAUGAAAUGAUGUAACCUUUGUUUUUGUGGUUCUUGCUAUCUCAGUUUAUGAAAUUCCAUACGUAUAUACAUAUAUAUAUUACCAUUAUCGUUUUGUCUUGAUUUGUUUAUAUCCUGCUUUCUUUUGAAGACUUUUCCUAAGAGGAUAUUCCGAUUUUGCAAGCUGGGUCUUCCGUAACAGUUGAACAGGAUUCUUUUUUUUUUUUUUUUGGGUGAUGGGUGGAGGCGACUCACUGUGGCCAUCAGUGCUGAUCAAAACCGUGUUGUCACAACUUUUGCUCUGCCGCCAUUUUUGAAAUCAUUGUUGUGCCAAAGUCAUUUUUUGGAGUGGGGGUGAGGGGGGGGGGGCGGUCUUCUUUCAGCUGUUGCAGAUUUACACGUGACCCGGUCGUACAUGUAGCACUUUUGUACAAGACAUUUGGCAUGUUUGACCGGCAAUACAAUCAAGCUCGGAGCUUUUCCCCACAAUGAUGUCGGCAGGCACGCCAAACGAAACAAAUCCGACACACAUAUGCAAGUGCAAAGCAGGAAACUUUUGGACUUAAGACUCAGGGCUUUUCGGCGAGGACCAAACACUAGCUGCUCGCAGGCACUAGGAAGAGGCAAUAUUUACGUGUGUUUUCUUGACCCCGUUUCAAUGAGCUCCACCCCUUGGCGUGCAAGGUGACCCCGGACCCGGUUCUGCUUGGGCCGCACGCCUUCUCAUCCCAAAAAGCCAUGGUUCUGUUAUCAUUUCUUGCGUAUAUCCUCACUUCUUUUUCAACGUGUAGGUUCUUAUGUAUCAUUUCUCUAUUUUUAUCUUGCCUGCCAAAAAGCAGCUGAUAUACACAAUCGGACUUUUCGUCUUCUCUAAUAAGCAAUAUGAACUGUAGCGAUGAGACGAGAGGGCCCGUGGCGUGAAUGUGGGCGGGUCUCCUCAUUUUCCAGUCGUGCGUGCGUGUGUGUCCGGUGAAGCCCAAAAUGAUUCAUACCUCAGCCACAUUUUGAGUUGAUGUGAAUUUUGAUUACUUUUAGGGAGACACAUCGUACAUUGAGAUGGAAGUGACACACAAAUGAUUUUGGUUUUCCUAAAUAUCCUUUCUUCUUCUGUGCAUGCAAAUGUUCGAGAUCAGUGAAACUUUUAGCACCAAUAACGGCCCAAAGAAUAAAUAAAACGCAAACCAAACAAACUUUUAGGUUGCUCCCUCACAUUUGUCUGUUCAGAUCAGGCGUAUGAAUAGUUGUAAAAAAAGAAAAGACUUUGCAAAACUUCUCUCCAACAAGUAUGAAUGACUUUGGGCUAGCUGCGCGCGAGUGUGUUUUUCAGCCGUCGGAUGUCCGCUGUUACGGUGCUGUCGCGCACUCAAGUGUCUUUUGUGGGAUGACUUUCUGCUGGGCUGUUACCAUGGUAACAUCAUGUUGACGCAGGCAGAACAUUUGAGACGAUGCUGUUUUCAUCGUACUACUUUUUUCAACAUGGACAAUGUGUUGUGUACCCAUUGUUUAUGCCAACUCUUGUUAUACAAAGAAAAGCCAUAUAAACAAUAAGAGGCACAAUAAACUACUUUUGUGAGA